Molecule: messenger RNA, 318 nt
Organism: Anthostomella pinea
Lineage: Eukaryota; Fungi; Ascomycota; Sordariomycetes; Xylariales; Xylariaceae
Source: the annotation of a GenBank genome assembly
AUGAAGCUUAUCCCAUCCGUUCUUGUCGCUGCCUUGUCUCUCCAGGGAGCCCUUGGUGCCGCUAUCAUCCCAGGAACAGAGACUCCUCAGGGCCUCGAGUCCCGGACAGGCUGGAGAGACCACCUCCAGGACCUGGCGGACAGCGGGUACUGCGGCGCGGCCUGCAGAUACGCAAGGGCGCCCGACCAAGACGAAUGUGUCAGGCAGUGUGAAAAUAACGACCGUGCCAGCCAGAUGGCUAGGUCCGUCGUGAAGGAGGGAUGGAGAAGAGACAAGGUGGCGUUUCUGAAGUGGGCCAGGGUUCAGGGCUUGAUUUGA